UCAGGGGGUCAAAUCGUGUAGAUUGACUCACUGCUCAUGUAACAUGUCUAGUUUCUCCAGAUCUGCUCAGCAAUGGGCGACCUUCGCGAGGUCAUGGUAUUUGAUAGAUGCGAAAAUGCAGCCGCCGGGGAAGAUCGCCGCUAUGUGUUCGAUUCGGCUGCAGGGCAAACAUAAACCUAUUUACCAUCCUCUGAGUGACUGUGGAGACCACGUGGUUGUCAUGAACACCAGACAAAUAGCUUUCUCCGGAAAUAAAUGGGAACAGAAGGUCUAUUCCUCUCACACAGGGUAUCCUGGUGGAUUUAAACAGGUCACUGCCACCCAGCUGCACCUCAAAGACCCCAAAGCAAUCAUAAAACUGGCUGUUUAUGGCAAACUCCCUAAAAACCUGACCCGCAGGACCAUGAUGCAGAGGCUGCAUCUCUUCCCAGAUGACGUUCUGCCUGAGGAGAUUCUGAAGAACCUGACGGAGGAGCUGCCUCAGCCCAGAGAGAUCCCACGCAAGCUGAGUGAAUACACACAGGAGGAGAGAGACGCUUUCCCCAUGCUCUGGACACCGCCUGAAGACUACAGGAUGAAAUGACCACUCCACUGCAGGACCACUCAGAUCUGUUCAUCAGACUCCACACAUGGCCUGCGAUGGAUUGAUUU
This is a messenger RNA of Chanos chanos (milkfish), 651 nucleotides long. It is a transcript of the gene mrpl13, whose product is annotated as mitochondrial ribosomal protein L13. Bases 44 to 583 code for a protein of 179 amino acids. Gene Ontology annotation, biological process: negative regulation of translation; translation. The record is from RefSeq and is a predicted model, not a curated record. Lineage: Eukaryota; Metazoa; Chordata; Actinopteri; Gonorynchiformes; Chanidae. The transcript has 7 exons. Gene Ontology annotation, cellular component: ribosome; mitochondrial large ribosomal subunit. Gene Ontology annotation, molecular function: structural constituent of ribosome; mRNA binding.